Messenger RNA from Rhineura floridana, 1645 nucleotides. RefSeq names its product tRNA methyltransferase 9B (putative) (gene TRMT9B). Gene Ontology annotation, biological process: tRNA wobble uridine modification. NCBI's taxonomy places the organism in Eukaryota, Metazoa, Chordata, Lepidosauria, Squamata, Rhineuridae. The record is from RefSeq and is a predicted model, not a curated record. Gene Ontology annotation, molecular function: tRNA binding; S-adenosylmethionine-dependent methyltransferase activity. Gene Ontology annotation, cellular component: nucleus; cytoplasm. The coding region runs from base 38 to 1450 and encodes 470 amino acids. The transcript has 4 exons.
CCCGCAGCCCGCGGUGCACAGCGGACAGAGAAGGCGGAUGAGGCGGGUCUCUCUCACCCUGCCUCCUAUCGGCGGGUGCAGGAUGGAACAUGAGGCUUCCCAGCUAGAAAAGCAGCAUGUACAUAAUGUCUAUGAAAGCACAGCCACUUAUUUCAAUGAUCUGCAGGGCAAAGCAUGGCCUCAUGUUCGUCAGUUUCUACUAGACCAAAAGCCAGGCAGCCUCAUUGCUGAUAUAGGUUGUGGGACUGGAAAAUAUCUUGGUGUCAAUAACCAGGUGUAUAAUCUUGGAUGCGAUUACUGCAGUUCUUUGGUUGAGAUUGCAAGAAAUAAAGGUUGCGAAGUGAUGAUCUGCGAUAACCUUAAUCUUCCUUUCCGGGGUCAGUGCUUCAAUGCAAUCAUUUCUGUGGGAGUGAUUCACCAUUUCUCCACGAAACAAAGACGAAUCAAAGCAAUAAAAGAAAUGGCCAGGGUACUGGUACCUGGAGGCCAGAUGAUGAUUUAUGUCUGGGCUAUGGAACAGAAGAAUCGGCAUUUUGAGAAACAAGAUGUGUUUGUUCCAUGGAACAGAGCCCUGUGCUCCCAGCUGCUUUCUGAAUCCAACAAGGCUGCUUCUAAGAGCAAUCUUGCAGCAUGUACUGUAGCAUCUCAGGCUGUGCACCCGCAUCAUCUAAUGGGUUCCAAAUACAGCUACCCUAUUACCUUUGAUCGGAGACAUCCCCAAAGGACUGACAGUUGCUUAGCUGAAGCCUGCUGUGUGAAAAUUUCUGAAGAGGAAGAAAACCGAUUUUACAAUGCUCUUGGGAGAUCAUUCCGUUCCUGGUUUUCCUCCAGAUCGCUAGAUGAGUCUGCCUUGACGAAACAAACUGAGAAGAUGGAGCCUUUGAAGAACACAGCUGGAUGGACAAACAACACCGUAUCUGUUCAGCCAUCAAGGCACUGCAGUUUAGAUUUAGGUUGCCAUGGACCAUUGCUAAAAGAGCAACAAGUAAAUGACUAUGAUGAAGUGUUUAUGAAGCAUAUGGAGUGCAAAAAAAUGGAAUGGCUGACGGCCUCAAGGUCACUGAAAGAUUUCAAUGGGGAGCCACCUGCAUUAGUCCAAAGCAGCAAUGGAGAAACCUCAUUUCUGCAUAGUUCUGUAGAAAAUCUGAACAAUGGCUACAUCCCUCAAGGCAAUAGUCAUUCUUUUGCAGGCAAACACUUUAAAAAGACUUCACCUGCUAGCUCCAGCGAGUCUGUUGUAGAUUCUGUCCUGGGUAUGAGAGACCAAGCUGUUCACGGCCAGGAUACAAAAGCCUUCAUGCGCUAUUACCAUGUUUUUCGGGAAGGGGAGCUGUGCUCUCUGUUUGAAGAUAACGUGCCUGAGGUCCACAUAAUAAGUUCAAGCUAUGAUCAUGGCAAUUGGUGCAUUAUUGUGAAGAAAACAGAUGAACAACAGCAUGUACAGCUCUGAAAAUCAAGGACUUCAGACACUGCUUCCUAUGGAAUGUUAGAGAGCUUUACCGGUCUUGUCAUCCAUUCUGUGUGCAUUGGUACAAAUUUGUGCAUAAAGAUGUUAUUGUGAAAAAGUGUACUUAACCUUUUGCAGAAAUGCAGACUUUCUACAAACACAUGAUUUUGUAGUGCUUUUAGGAAUUUUGUUUUGUGU